AUGGUAUGGACCUUUCUUAUCGUACGAGAAGCAGCCCCAGAACAUAGACUCAGAGUACCUCUUCCACCUCUCACGGAUGCAGCUUUUGACUACUCUGGUCUGCCCUCAUCCAGAUCCUGUAGCCCCCACUCCUCUAACGUCCAGUCUCUAUGGUCGAUCGCCCACCUAAGACGAGCACUCCUCAUGUCCUGUGUCAACCCAGGCUUCAUCAUUGGCUUGGUCUUCUUGUAUCCCGCUUCUCUCACUACCCUCCAGACGGUAGAGGCAGAGAUUUCGACUCCUCGGAGACUGAGCCCACCAGCAAUGUCAGCGCAGGUCUUCUCUUGUCCAUAUCUGUCGCGUCGUACUUAUGGAAACAUCUGCCCCUUCACCUCAUCCGUCUGCUUAGCGGGUCUGCUAGGCUUUGGAGCAUUCUGA
Messenger RNA from Bipolaris zeicola 26-R-13, 417 nucleotides. RefSeq lists its product as uncharacterized. The record is from RefSeq and is a predicted model, not a curated record. The transcript has 2 exons. NCBI's taxonomy places the organism in Eukaryota, Fungi, Ascomycota, Dothideomycetes, Pleosporales, Pleosporaceae. The coding region runs from base 1 to 417 and encodes 138 amino acids.